Messenger RNA from Drosophila bipectinata, 1773 nucleotides. RefSeq names its product putative inactive polypeptide N-acetylgalactosaminyltransferase 12. Gene Ontology annotation, cellular component: Golgi apparatus. NCBI's taxonomy places the organism in Eukaryota, Metazoa, Arthropoda, Insecta, Diptera, Drosophilidae. The record is from RefSeq and is a predicted model, not a curated record.
UAUUAUAAUUACAUGCUUUAGUUUUAAUUUUAAAAAAUAUUGUAGAGUUAAAACAGUUGCUUGAAAGCAAUGGAGACACGGUCUCUACAAAAUACUUACUGGAGUCAGCUGCCUCUUUGGAAAUAUUUGGCAUUCUUGGCUUGGACUUCCUUUGUGCUAUUCCUUCAGCACAGGGAGCUGAGCCAAUGGGAUGGACUCAUGGGAUCCAUUUCACAGAAGGACUUGGGUAAAAACGGCACCGCCUCAUGGCCAAGUAUUCCUCCAGACGAGAUUGUGGCUUAUUCGCGGGGCUGGCAGAGAUACCAAUACAACGCCUGGCUGGCCGAGAGGAUUCCCCUGAGUCGCUCUCUUCCAGAUUUCAGGGAUAAACGCUGCCUGUACUAUACACACGAACAGAACUGGGAUGAAAUGAGACCAGCCAGCCUGGUUGUGAUCUUUCGGAAUGAGCAAUUGAUGGUUGUACUGCGAACUCUGCAUAGCUUGGUGGCCAGGACUCCGAGGCAUCUAUACCAUGAACUUAUUUUGGUGGAUGACCACAGUGAUGCCAGUUUCUGGUCAGAAGAGCUAUCGCUCUUUUUCUUCGACUCCUAUAUACGGAGGUAUCUCUACACCAACGCUAGAAUUUUUCACCUGCAGGAACCGGUGGGUCUGAUCAGAGCUCGGGUGUUUGCCGCUAGAGAGGCCAAGACGAACACCUUGGUCUUUGUAGACGCUCAAGUGGAAGUGACUGAGGGCUGGCUAACCCCCUUGCUGGGCAGCAUAACUGAAAAUAUUCUGGCCUUGGCCAUCCCAGUUCUGGAUCGGAUUGAUGAGCAAACCAUGGAGUAUCGGCGUUCCAGAGAAAAGCGAGCCAUCUUCGAUUGGAGUCUGAGUCGGCGGGAAGUUCCCCUGACCAAGGCACAAAGCCAGAGCCUUCCGAAACCCUAUGAAGUUGCUCUCAUGCGGAGUCCCGUGUUCGCCAUAACUUCUCUGUGGUUCCAAGACCUGUCUGACUUCGAUACGAACCUUCAAGGAUUUGGAGGAGCUGAGCUUGAGCUGAGUUUCAAGGUGUGGCGAAGUGGAGGUCGUGUUGUCCAAGUUCCCUGCUCGAGAGUUGGUCACUUGGAGCCGAGGGAUCAGGACUAUCUGAGACGGUUUGGAGAUCUCAAUAUACUGGGGGAGAGUAAGUCCAGGAACCUAAAACGCAUCAUAGAACUCUGGAUAGACAAUCCCAUCUUGAAGGACUUGGUCUAUCGUUACCAGCCCCAUCUUAAAAAUAAGUCUGAGGGUGACCUAAGUGAGUCUCAGAAUUCGUAUAAGGAACACGACUGCCAGUCCUUUAUGUCCUUUGUUGACGAUGUCAUGCCGGCACUUCUUCAAAUAACUCCUAGAAAUCGUACGGAUCGUGGCUCAGGUUCCAUCAGACCCUUUGUACUUGAUAAGAGUUGUCUGACGGUUAAUAGGAAAUUUCGGCUUAGUUUAGAGCCAUGUAGGGCAAAUAGUAUCCAUCAGAACUGGACUCUCACCUAUUUGAACGAUCUGCGUGUCAGAGCCGUUAUCUGCCUGGAAGUUCUACAGAAUCUGACUUUGGGAUUGAACUUCUGCCACAAUCUAGGAGGUCGCCAAGAUUGGCACUACGAUGAAGCCAGCAACUAUCUGGUUAGCAGUUCAAAGUGUCUAGAACUGAGUGAUAAUAGAGGCAUUAUUAUGACUCCUUGUAGAAAGAAUAACACCAGACAGAAAUGGGUAUUCGAACAUCCCAACCCAGAAGCCAUGGAAGGGGAUGCUUUUUAG